AAAUAAUUUGUAUGCUUAAAUUGUGUGUUGGCAAACAUGAAGUCAGGAUAACCAACUUGAUGUCGAUUAUUCUGUGAUUUACCGUUUAAGUGUUUUGUUAUUUGUUUCCAAAACUUUAAAUAUUUUAAAAAUUAAGAGGAACUGAAAAAGAAACAAUGUGGAAAAAGAGUCAAUAAUGAUGUAGAUGAGCAGGAAUUAUGUGUUAAGUAGUCAAAGGAAUGCCAAAAACUGAUUUGCCAACUGACAUUUAGUUAAGACGUCACCACCAAAAUGUACAACUUUUUAAAUCCGUGUCUGCUCCCUAAAGUGGAGUGUGAUUCCUUGUCGAUGGACCACUAUGAAGUAAACAACCUGAUCAGCGAAAAUAUCUCGGUUAAAUCACGCGGUUUCAUAGCAUAUUCAACAGUAAAGCCUCCCAUUAACGUGGACUUUCAAAUGCUUUGCUCCGUGGACGUGCGCUACGUGAAGGUGACAAGCUGCGUGGGCCAACAAAGAUGUACUGGUAUACAGCUACUGAUGAAAAACUCCAGUUAUCGAGACUACACUCUCGUCAGUAGGGCGGAGUACGACAAGCGGGGCGUGGUAUUCUGUAACCGUAGGUUCUACUCCAAGGAGAGACCUCCAUGCAACGUGGACGACUACCACUUGGAGUUUUUCAUGGCGCACGUGUUCAGGUUGUUCUCAAGCGCCGACUCCGUCAGACUGACCAUUAAUCGCACCCACAAGUCGGUGCCUUGUCUCGCGGCUGUUGAGGUUUGGGGCAACGCUUCGAGAUUUUGCUCCGUGGAUACCAAAGCUACCGUCGCUAAGCUGUACAACGCGGUGUUCAGCACUCAGGUAUCGGAAGAGGACAAAUCAGACAGUCCAUCUUUAGGACACGACAAAGGUGACUGCGAUGACGAAGUUGCCAUCCCAAACGAUUACAAAGACGCGUUAACAUUGGAACUUAUGACGAUGCCGAUGACGUUGCCUAGCGGCAAGAACGUGGAUCAAACUACGUUGGAAAAAAUUACGGUUAACGAUGCGAACCACGGCAGAGAGCCUCGCGAUCCGUUUACGGGAGUUAAGUAUACGUCAACGGUGAAACCAAUCCUGAAUGUCCAUUUGAAGACCCGGAUUGACUUGUUCUUGCUGAAGCACGGUGACAGAUUCCAGACGCAAGGGACGACAAGAAUCCUAGGGGGCUCUAACACCUCGACGUCCACUGCCAGUUUUUAUGAGGAUAGGAUUAAACCAUUGGCUAACGCCAAGAGGACUGUGGGAACGGGCCGGACUGUUUGCAGGCCUGAAUUGUUUGGCCUUCAAGGACUUAUGAAAAGGGCAGCGCCGACUUCUUUCAAUUCUUCUCUAAAUCCAAUCGCUAAUAAGAGAAUUGCUACUAGUACUGGUACUAAUAUUCCAACAAGUACUGAAACUUUAAUUGGCAGUAUUCCGACUUCUGAUAACUAUAAAAGAACCGUUUCUAGUUCUAGCUUCAACUUUCCAAGUUCCACAAGUGCCAAAAAUGGAACUCUCGCAGUUCUUACCACUGGAGAGGGAGCACAAGUAAAUGGACCAAACAGGGACUCAAAAAGAACUCAGGAUAAUUUAAGCGGGAGCUACGUAAACGAAAAUGAUGAUGAUGAUUUGAAUCGUGCGAUAAAGAAAGUUAUUUCAAAUGUUGUAUCAUACAAGAAGGAGAAUAAAAUUACGUGUGCCAAGUGCAAUGAAGGACUGAAACCAUGGUACAAAGUUCCUUGUGACCAUUGCUAUUGUAGGCCGUGUAUGCUGGUGGUUUCUAAUGAUUUAAAAUGUGAUAUUUGUAAACGUUCGUUUACAAGAAACGAAAUUGAAAAAAUCAACGUUUAAUGUUGAUUAUUUUGCACUGAAUUUAAUGUGAUACAUGUGAAUGUUUAUUGGAAUUGAUGUAAAUUUCAAUCAACUAUUCAUAAUUGUUUAAUGUAAUAAAUUUAUUUAGUUAAUUUAUUUUCUAUUUAUAUGUUUCUUUAAUAAAUUCAUAC
Aethina tumida (small hive beetle) is the source of this 2000-nucleotide messenger RNA. RefSeq names its product RING finger protein 37. The coding region runs from base 271 to 1848 and encodes 525 amino acids. Gene Ontology annotation, biological process: protein polyubiquitination. Gene Ontology annotation, molecular function: ubiquitin-ubiquitin ligase activity; ubiquitin protein ligase binding. The transcript is spliced from 4 exons. NCBI's taxonomy places the organism in Eukaryota, Metazoa, Arthropoda, Insecta, Coleoptera, Nitidulidae. Gene Ontology annotation, cellular component: nucleus. The record is from RefSeq and is a predicted model, not a curated record.